CAUCAUUAACCCAAGUUUCUUGUCAUUAGAAUUAAAUUAGAAAAUAGCAACAGUGAAACCGAAAAUACAAGCUCCUCUUCACCUUUACCAGUAACACCUGUUUUACCUGACGAUAACAACGAUAUCGAUAUCGCUCAUACUAGUGCAGUGGACAGUCUGCAUGAUAUCAGCGAUACCAACAUUGACCUUGUCAACAGCACUAACAGUCCGAGUCUUUUAGCAGUAGAUUCUCCCUCAGCGUCCAAGUCAUCACAACAGCCUUUACAGCAAUCAAAUAUGAAAACGCAAGCAGCCUUUAAUGCUUGAAGAUCCUGAAACUUCUGAUCUGAUUUCUUGGUCAGCCAACGGUGAUCUUUUUAGUGUCUCCAAUCCGACUGCUUUUUCAAAGACUGUAUUACCUCAAUAUUUCAAGCAUAAUAACUGGCAAAGUUUUGUCAGACAAUUAAACAUGUAUGGUUUUCAUAAAGUGAAUGAUUUGAUUCACUCUAACUUGACGAAUGAAAAUCAAACUUGGGAAUUCAAGCAUCCUAAUUUCCGCCGCGGUGCUGUGGGUGAUUUACAACAUAUUAAACGUAAAAGUGCGCGAUCACAACAACUACAACAAUUACAACAGCAACAAGCGGCUGCGGCUGCUCAAGCGCAACAAAAUGCGCAACAACAAGCCGUCGAACAAGCCGCCGCACAGCAAGCCGUCGCUCAACAACAGGCAGUACAGCAACAGGCGGCUGCACAGGAAUCACAACAGCAACAACUCAACAUCAUACAACAACAGCAACAGCAACAGCAUUAUCAUACGAAUACCGUCAUUAAGCAUAUUUUGCGAAUCGAGGAUCAUUUAAUGGGCGUUUCAAAGACGUGCGAGCAACUGUUUAAUGAAAUUGUGCAUUUGCGAAUGGUGGUUUCCAAACAGCAAGAUGCCAUGCAAGAUUUAGUGGAUGUUGUCUCAUCGUCAGCGAAUUCAAAUAAUUGUGGAUGUUACAAUAAUCAAAAUAACUCUCAAAAUAGUGUCAACAAUCAAGAAUUACGAAAUGCUGAUAAUCUACGGAUACAAAUUUUUAAAUUGAAAGAAAAUCAGAUUAAUAACUACAAUAGCAACAGUAACAGUAACAACAAUAAUAGCAAUAGUAGUAGCAGCAGCAGUAAUAGCAAUAAUAGCAGACAACUUUAUCGAGAUUUUAACGAUGGUAGCAAUAAUAGUUAUUAUACAAGUCAGCAACAACAACAACAGCAACAACAAAAACAACAACAAAAACAACAGCAGCAGCAGCAGUCAUCAUCUUCUUCAUUUAAUUCAAGAAUAUCCUCAUACAAUAGUAACGAUACCAUAAAUAACGAUAAUAAUGACACGAAUACAAACAAUAGCGAUCAUCAACAUUCACUACAUCCGAGUCAAAAAUUGCCGUCUUUCGACUCAAUACAACAGCAGCAGCAACAACAACAACAACAACAACAACAAGAACAAGAACAACAACAGCAGCAGCAGCAGCAGCAGCAACAACAGCCUUAUUAUUAUGAUAGAGUCAGCAGUUACUCACCCUCGAUAGCCUCUUCUACCUCCACAACAACCAACAAUCGUAAAAGUACCAGCAGUAGCACCAACGACCGUGGCUAUCGAGAAUUUGCUACCAGUACAAGUAGUAGUGUCGAAAUCAGUGAUCCAUCUCUGUCUGACAGAAAGCUCUCCGUCGCCUCUUCUGUCUCCACAGCCAUUUCCGGAUGUCAAUCAAGAAACAGCUCGAGUGAGUAUUCUGAAGAGGAUAAAGCGCGUAAUUCAAAAAUGGGAUUUGGGAAACAAUCUCAUAUCUUAAAUCCUAUUGAUGGUCUUUAAAAAAAAAAAAAUAGCAUUGAACACAGCACUUUGAAUUGCGAAAUUCUAAAAAAAGUCAAAAUUGUACAGGCUGAUUUUACAAACUUCCUAUUUUUUUUUAUACAACGGACAUCAAUAAAGACAACGAUGCAAAUAGAAAGUCAAAAAGGUUGUCCCUUUUCACUUGGUUUUCUUGACGACAUUUGUGAACGUACCACCAACAAGGUCUGUCAUCGCAGCAAAAGCGAAUGAGGGGCGAAACUUGUUGACUCUAUACUUAAAGUCACUUUGUAAGGGCUAAAGAUCUUCUUAC
Mycotypha africana is the source of this 2120-nucleotide messenger RNA. RefSeq names its product HSF-type DNA-binding-domain-containing protein. Gene Ontology annotation, biological process: regulation of DNA-templated transcription. The record is from RefSeq and is a predicted model, not a curated record. The coding region runs from base 299 to 1828 and encodes 509 amino acids. Gene Ontology annotation, molecular function: DNA-binding transcription factor activity; sequence-specific DNA binding. The transcript is spliced from 10 exons. Lineage: Eukaryota; Fungi; Mucoromycota; Mucoromycetes; Mucorales; Mycotyphaceae.